Messenger RNA from Alosa alosa (allis shad), 2413 nucleotides. It is a transcript of the gene bmp7b, whose product is annotated as bone morphogenetic protein 7b. The coding region runs from base 342 to 1616 and encodes 424 amino acids. Gene Ontology annotation, molecular function: cytokine activity; growth factor activity. The transcript has 7 exons. Gene Ontology annotation, biological process: SMAD protein signal transduction. The record is from RefSeq and is a predicted model, not a curated record. Gene Ontology annotation, cellular component: extracellular region. Lineage: Eukaryota; Metazoa; Chordata; Actinopteri; Clupeiformes; Clupeidae.
CUCCCUGCAACUCAUCUAAACUCCAGAGGUACGCGUGAGCUAGAGGAGAGACAGCACCGACUAGCCUACGCGAAGAUACUCUUGAGGGCGAGAGUGGAUGCUAUCAUCCAAUAUACAACCCGAACAGUCUUUAGGUGACCGCGGUGUUUGAUGUUCAGGGAUUAACCAAUAACGUGGUGGAGUGGAGAGUAUUGUGGCUUUUUUUCAGCGAGGGAACUCGUCCCUCAGUAUGAAAUGAAAAUGAGGAUGAGGAGUUGAUUCGGGUAGUUAAGCACAUACAAAGGUAAAUAUUUUAAACUCAUUAUCAUUGCAGCUAAGUAGACUGUGAGAUUAGAUAAAACAUGGCUGUAUUGCUGGAUAAAAGUACUCCAGCACUUUUACUUGUAUGGGCAUACUGUGUAUUGGCUGAUACAGUAUUCACGAACUUUACCCUGGACAAUGAAGUCCAUUCGAGUUUCAUCCACCGGCGACUGAAGAGUCAGGAGCGACGAGAGAUGCAGCGGGAGAUUCUGUCUAUACUUGGGUUGCCGCAUCGACCACGGCCGCACCUCCAUGGGAAGCACAACGCCGCACCGAUGUUCAUGCUGGACCUUUACAAUGCCAUGUCCACGGAGGGAGAUGAGGAUGGACACCCGUAUCCAUUCAAGCCUGUCUUCACGACGCAAGGGCCGCCAAUUGCGACUCUGCAAGACAACAACUUUCUUAACGACGCCGAUAUGGUUAUGAGCUUUGUUAAUUUAGUGGAACAUGACAAAGAGUUCCUGCCCGUGCGACGGCACCACCGGGAAUUCCGCUUCGACUUGUCCAGGAUUCCAGAGGGGGAGGCGGUCACUGCUGCCGAGUUCCGCAUCUACAAGGACUUCGUCCAGGAGCGAUUUGACAACGAGACCUUCCGCAUCAGCGUCUACCAGGUGCUGGAGGAACACUCAGACAGGGAGUCGGACCUCUUCCUGCUGGACUCGCGGGUCAUCUGGGCAGCCGAAGAGGGCUGGCUGGUGUUUGACAUCACCGCCACCAGCAACCACUGGGUCCUGAACCCCGGCCGCAACCUGGGUCUGCAGCUGUCCUUGGAGGGAGUGGACGGCCAGAGCGUGAACCCACGGACGGCGGGCCUGAUCGGGCGCAACGGGCCCCAGAGCAAGCAGCCCUUCAUGGUGGCUUUCUUCAAGGCCACGGAGGUGCACAUCCGUAGUGUGCGCUCCACCCAGGGCAGCUCCAAGUCGCGCAAGGCCAAGGGGCCCAAGGGCCAGGAGGCACUACGUGUGGCCAACAUCGCAGAGAACAGCAGUGCGGAUCAGAAGCAGGCUUGUAAGAAGCAUGAGCUUUAUGUGAGCUUCAGGGACCUGGGGUGGCAGGACUGGAUCAUCGCUCCUGAGGGCUACGCUGCAUACUACUGUGAGGGAGAGUGCGCCUUUCCUCUCAACUCCUACAUGAAUGCCACCAACCACGCCAUCGUGCAGACACUGGUCCAUUUCAUCAACCCAGAUAUGGUGCCCAAGCCGUGCUGUGCGCCCACGCAACUCAAUGCCAUCUCCGUCCUCUACUUUGACGACAGCUCCAAUGUCAUCCUCAAGAAGUAUCGCAACAUGGUGGUGAGAGCCUGUGGAUGUCACUAGACCCUCUCCCAAUGCCUCAGAGAUCAGCUCGGAGACACACACACACACACACACACACACACACAGUCGCUCACACACACACACACACACACACACACACACAAACACACACCGAAACACAGACUCCCACACAUACAUGUCUUCAUGGCAGUGAGUGUGUUGUGGUCAGAAGGACUGCUGGUAUUGUCGGACCAUAGAGAUGGGACUGCUGGAUCUGGACAUGAGAGAAGUGCAGGCGUGGCAGGCACUAUCAGUCCGCCAGCCUAAUCAAUGGCUGUUCUCACUACAUAGGCACAUACACACACAAACACAAGGUAGAGGCUUCAGAAGAGUGAAACAUUUUGCAAAAAAACAAUGGACCUCUCUCUCUGUCUUACACACACACACACACACACACACACACACACACACACACACACACACACACACAGCAUCUUCAUCUUUCACAAACCAUUUCUCUCUCACACAUACACUCACAGAUGGGUGCAACCAUGUGUCCACACACACUUGUCCGGUCCCUGUGCUUUCUACUGUGUAUUAUGAGGAGACAUUUUAAGAAGUGAUUGUAUUGAAAUACACAGAAGACAGUCUUUUUAUGAUUUUUUUUACAUCAAAAUGUUUCCUAUUCCCAAAAAUGAUUUUGCUUGUCUCGAUGAUUAAAAAGGCUGGGCUACACGAGUGAGAGAACAACUUAUGAACUGUUUUUGUACAAAAUUGUGUAAAUAGUUUUCUUUUUUCACAGAAAGUUAAAAAUAAAAAGUGUAUUUAUUUCCUGGUCUUUGAAUGAAGAGACUGAA